UAUGCGACUUAAAUUGGUCGAGAACCCUCAUGCACCAACAAUGAAAAAAUUCUUCUCUUUCGAAAAAAAUCAUAUUUUUGACACGUUACAGAUAGUCAGUGUAACUUGAAUAACUUUUGAACACUACAAGAUAAAAAGUUCGAACUUUCGUAGAUUAAGAGAGCAGACUUUGCGCUAUUGAAUGAUCACCUUGAAAUUAAAAAUCUAUCUGAAAACGUUUUUGUCCGGUAGGGCAUAAAAUCUUCAACGGUAAUUAACAGUCUUGAUCACUUACUCACCUGUUGAAUUUAAUAUAGAUUUGUCCCCGAAAGACCACGCCUUCUAACGCUGAAAAGACAAGAUCUCUAGCUAGAUCCGUUCGCGAGAUAUUACUCCUAGAGUUUUCUCCAUCUAUUUCUGACGCCGACAUUAGUAUAGGUCUUGUUUUGCAUAAACAAGAUCAAAUUGAUCAAGCAUUAAUACAUUUUAAUAAAGCAUUAGAAAAUACAUCAUUACCAUUACAUAUUGCAUGUGUUCAUCAUAAUUUAGCAUUCGUUUAUAGUCAACAAGGUAAAUAUGACGAAGAACUUGAAUAUUAUGAAGAAGCUCUUAAAUAUCGAUCACGUCAAUUACCAGCACAUCAUUUACAAUUAGCAUCAUUAUAA
Rotaria sp. Silwood2 is the source of this 644-nucleotide messenger RNA. The record is from the annotation of a GenBank genome assembly. NCBI's taxonomy places the organism in Eukaryota, Metazoa, Rotifera, Eurotatoria, Philodinida, Philodinidae.